Molecule: messenger RNA, 2640 nt
Organism: Lolium rigidum
Lineage: Eukaryota; Viridiplantae; Streptophyta; Magnoliopsida; Poales; Poaceae
Exons: 3
Coding region: 48-2393 (781 amino acids)
Molecular function (GO): zinc ion binding; protein binding
Source: RefSeq, a predicted model, not a curated record
UGCGACACCGGCCGUGAAUCUCUAUCUCUUCCCGGGGGCUGGCACCCAUGGGGAAGGGGGGACAGAUUGUGGCUGUUCUUCAGCUAGGUGGAGAGUUCACCACAGAUGCUGAUGGGAAUAUGUCCUAUUCUGGCGGAGAGGCGCAUGCAAUGCUUGUCAAAAGUGACUGGACUUUUGUUGCAUUUAUGCACGAGAUAUCUUCGACGCUUAACAAUCUCAAAGUGGACCAGUUCUUGUUCAAGUAUUUCCUUCCAAGGAACAACAGAACCUUGAUUUCUAUUUCCAAUGACAAGGACCUGCGUCGCAUGGUUGAAUUCCAUGCAGAGUCGGAGACGACGUACAUUUAUGUCAUAAAGAAGGUCGACAACAGGGCAUUGAGCGUUGAUGCUGACUCGGGCACUCCUGUAGAUGAACCUGCCAGUGUUCCAACGACUCCUGAUGGCUCUAAGAGGCAAAAAGUGUGUGCAGCUUGGAAGGAUGUGAUCACUGGAGUUGGCCAGUUAUUUGAAGGUCCUAAGGAUUUCCGUGAUGCCUUGCAUAAGUAUGCCAUUGCACAUAAGUUUCAUUACAGAUUUAUCAAGAACGACGCAUCUCGUGUUACUGCCGAAUGUACUGGUGAAGAUUGCACAUGGCGGAUACAUGCUUCCAAGUGUCCUGCCAAGAACAGUUUCAUGAUCAAGAAAAUAUCUGAAAGCCACACCUGUGAAACUGAAACUGUCAAAAGUCAUCGUUUGGCGUCACAGCGAUGGGUUGCUAGUGUUAUAAAAGAAAAGCUACGUGAUAGCCCAAACUACAGGCCAAGAGAUAUCGCCAAAGAUCUUCAACAGGAGUAUGGACUGUGCCUAAAUUACUCACAGGCUUGGCGUGGAAGAACAAUUGCUCAGAGAGAACUCUAUAGCUCACAUGAGGAGGCAUGCAUCCAGCUACCUUUGUUUUGUGAAAGGAUUAAAGAUACAAACCCUGGAAGCGUCGCAACAGUAGUGACUAUGGAAGAUUCAAAAUUCUGUUUCUUUGUUGCCUUCAAUGCAUCGCUUCAUGGUUUUGAGCAUGGGUGCAGGCCACUCCUUUUCCUUGAUGCAGUGUCUCCAAAACCAAAUAACAAGUGGAAGUUACUGACUGCUACUUCAGUUGACGGGGAAGGCGAUGUGUUCCCAGUUGCAUUCUCUGUAGUGGAUGCUGAGAACCGUGAAAAUUGGCACUGGUUUCUUGAGCAUCUAAAAUCUUCGCUGUCAGCAUCUCGUCCUAUAACAUUCAUAUCUAAUGGAGAAAGUGGACUAUGGGAUGAAGUACCUCUGGUUUUCCCUGACAGUCAUCAUGGAUACUGCAUGGACUUUCUUAUGGAAGAAUUUAAGAUGCAGCUGGACGAUGCAUGGACUGAAGAAGUAAGAGAUGCCUUGGUUGAGCUUCUUAAGAAAGCCAUUUAUUCAUGCACAGUUGACGAGUUUGAUCAGCAUAUGGAACAAAUUAAAGUUGAAUCUGAGAAGCUUGCUGAAUGGCUUUUGGAGAUCAAACCUGAGCGGUGGUCAGAUGCCCAUUUCAAGGGGUCACGUUAUGGUCAGUACUCCUGCAAUAUUUCCAACACUAUUGUCGAGUGGAUGCCCUCAAGAUAUGAGCUUUCAGUUGUGCAGUUAGUUGACACGAUAAGAUGCAAGCUCAUGGAGAUGAUGUACACACGCAGAGAGUCUUCUAAUGAAUGGGCUGGGGUAUUAACGCCUGCAGCGAACCAUAAAUUGCAGGAAGAGCUCAGCAAAGCUCAUUCACUCAAUGUUACGCCCUCAGAUAGCGAUGGAGAUGGCAACAUGUUUAAGGUGUGCGAUGACUCAGUUAAUGUUGUCAACAUGGACAUGUGUGACUGCACCUGCCGAAAGUGGCAUGUUUCUGGGCUGCCAUGCAUGCAUGCAAUGGCAGUAUUUGAGCGCACUGGGCAGUAUGCAUAUGACUACUGUGUGAAGUAUUUCACGACUGAAAGCUACCGGUUGACGUAUGCCUUGUCCAUAAAUCCUAUACCUGAUGCUGUUCUGCCUUCUACUGCAAUAACGGAUCCGUCGCAGAGUCCAGCGACAUAUGCAUUCCCAUUGCGAACUCGGCGGCAGGUUGGCAGGCCGAAAGAGAAACCUGCUGAUCCACGCAUCACAGUUAAAAGGGGAGUGCGCUGCAGCAGAUGCAAAGGGUAUGGUCACAACAAAGCAACUUGCAAGAUUCCUAUCAGCGGCGAAGCCUUACCAUCAUCUGAGCUCGCCCUACCCGAGGCCGUACCACCAGCUGAGCUCACCCUCUCUGAGGCCGUACCAUCAGCUGAGCUUGCCCUCUCCGGGGCUGUACCAUCAGCUGAGCUCUCCCUCUCCGAGGCCUCACCACCAGCUGAGCUCUCCCUCUCCGAUGUACACAGUUAAGGUGGAGAGUUGCUCUUGAUGUUCCCUGUAAGGAAAUUGGUGCUAUUUCUUUCUCUGAGUAAGCUGUAAUAUAGAUGCCGUAGCUGUUGACUGUAGCUCAAAUUGCUUCGUGAACUUGUCGUAUUCGCUGCUGUGUUUAGGCUGACAACAUUCAGUUCGUAAAUUAAACCUUGUGUGAUGGACACCACCAUUAGAGAAAGCUUUGGAAAUUAUUCUGCUAUAUUCUGGAGCCCGGUCUAUUGUUGUA